Molecule: messenger RNA, 1506 nt
Organism: Globicephala melas (long-finned pilot whale)
Lineage: Eukaryota; Metazoa; Chordata; Mammalia; Artiodactyla; Delphinidae
Gene: IMPA2
Product: inositol monophosphatase 2
Biological process (GO): signal transduction; inositol metabolic process; phosphatidylinositol phosphate biosynthetic process
Molecular function (GO): inositol monophosphate 1-phosphatase activity
Source: RefSeq, a predicted model, not a curated record
GGCAGCUCCAGGUCCGCUCCCCGCCAGCUCCCGGUCCCUCGCAAGUCCUCACGGGCGGGCGAGCGCGGCCCAGGCGCGGAGCGGCGGGAGGCACCGGCGGGCCCGCAGGCCGCGAUGAAGCCGAGCAGCGAGGACGGGGCGGCGCAGGCCGGGGGCCCGUGGGAGGAGUGCUUCGAGGCAGCGGCGCAGCUGGCGCUGCGGGCUGGACAGAUCAUCAGGAAAGCCCUUUCUGAGGAAAAACGUGUCUCAACAAAAACGUCGGCCGCGGACCUGGUGACAGAAACAGAUCACAUGGUGGAGGCUCUGAUCCUGCAGGAGCUGCAGCAGCGCUUUCCCUCCCACAGGUUCAUCGCGGAGGAGGCUGCAGCCGCUGGGGCCAAGUGUGUGCUCACCCCCAGCCCCACCUGGAUCGUUGACCCCAUUGAUGGUACCUGCAACUUCGUGCACAGGUUCCCGACAGUGGCAGUGAGCAUUGGGUUUGCUGUGAACCAGGAGCUGGAGUUCGGGGUGAUUUACCACUGCACAGAGGAGCGGCUGUACACGGGCCGGAGGGGCCGGGGCGCCUUCUGCAACGGCCAGCGACUGCGCGUUUCCAGGGAGACAGAUCUCUCCAAGGCCCUGGUUCUGACAGAAAUCGGGCCCAGACGAGACCCCAUGACACUGAAGCUGUUCCUGAGCAACAUGGAGAGGCUGCUCCGUGCUGGGGCCCAUGGGGUCCGAGUCAUCGGCAGCUCCACCUUGGCGCUCUGCCACCUGGCCUCGGGCGCCGCCGACGCCUACUACCAGUUUGGCCUGCAUUGUUGGGACCUGGCUGCAGCCACUGUCAUCAUCAGGGAAGCAGGCGGCGUCGUGAUGGACACGUCAGGCGGGCCGCUAGACCUCAUGUCUUGCAGGGUGGUUGCUGCGGGCACACGGGAAAUGGCGGUGCUCAUAGCUCAGGCCCUACAGACGAUUAACUACGGGCGGGACGAUGAGAGGUGAGGAGAGCAGACAGGGCUGCCCCAGGACGGGGCCUUCCUGGGAACCUGGAGCAAGAGUUCCUGAUCCCCAAAGGAGCCAUCAGGCUGGAGUCCGGGCUGUCUGGCUGAGCCCACGUCUUGGUGACUUUGGUGUCCAGUGGUUCCUCUCUGUAAUCUCACGUAGCCUUAUGUGGGUUGGUCCAGCCCUCCUACCGGGGCCAAAACCUGGAUCUCACAGGAUGUGUGUAUUGAUACUGCAAUUGCAAUUUUUUUUCCAGAAUGCAAAUCUCAGGUAAUAAGGCUUUUGAACUGCUGAUAAAGCAGACUUGCUCUCAGCGACCUCCCCCGCCUCUGCCCAUGGUACUUCAGAAUGCAAUAAACCAAAUGAUGACUCUCUGCUUGUUUCCCUCCACAAGUGUGUCGCCUAUUUCCCCAAACGACCCCCAAAAUCCACAGGCUCUUUAGGGAAGUUUGCAUAUGACAGCCCAGAGGUGACAUGCUUGCUAUCUGCCUGCCGCGGGUGAUGAAAACAACUUCAGUAAUUAUC